ACAAAUAUUCUAGUCUAUAUAAAAAUAAAAUAAGCAGAAUAUUGAGAAAAAACAAAACAUUUAAAUUACUUUUAAUUAACGUAGUUGUGUCGUUUUUUAUUAAAACAAUGCAGUACAAAAAAUAUACAUCUGGACGGUUUCAAACACGCCCAUCAUAUGCAGUUCACGUUUUAGAAAAUGAAGAUGUCAUUGAGGUUCCUUUUCCCACGGAAUACUUUUGCGCACCCCAGUUUUAUUAUAAAGAUCAAGAGCGGUUUCAAGUCAAGCCAAGACAAGUACAGGCAGCGUUAGCCGGCAUUAUGCAUAUUCCUAUUCCCAUGUGCUUGCCAAAACUUAAUGAGCAACAAGAAAAAUAUGCGUCGUAUUUGAAAAAAUCUUACCGUAUUGAUGACAUUUAUCUUUUGAAAGAUGAAGUUUGUAAAUUAAAACGAAAAGCGACAUCGGCAAUUACAGAUGAAAAUGGUGAACUAAGAAAGGGUAUAUUCAAUGACAAUAAUAGACAAACCCCAUUUGAGGCAGAACAGAGAUUAAAUUCUAAAAAUUUUAAUUAAGUAUAAUCGUAAAGCAAAAUGUGGUAGAAAAGUAAAGUAGCAAAAAUUAAAAAAAAAAAAUUUUUUGUAUGAUUCUUUUAUAUGAAUAAUAUAAAUUUUAAAAAUUCAUGCUCAGUCGUCAUUAGCGGUUUUCAAACAUUACAAUGGAUAUAAAUAGGUAUCUAUUCUAUUGUAGAAAAAACUUACUUUUUUUUUACAUUACU
Hylaeus volcanicus is the source of this 754-nucleotide messenger RNA. RefSeq lists its product as uncharacterized. Bases 108 to 551 code for a protein of 147 amino acids. The record is from RefSeq and is a predicted model, not a curated record. NCBI's taxonomy places the organism in Eukaryota, Metazoa, Arthropoda, Insecta, Hymenoptera, Colletidae. The transcript is spliced from 4 exons.